AACUUCUCCAAAGGAAAUGAACGCUCAGUUGAAUUCCACACCGGAUUUCAUUCAAGAGAACGCCGCCGGAAGUGAUUCCGACUCGAACCCGGACGAUUCGCUGGAAUAUUACGAGCCAAUCUCUUCCACCGCUGAUGACGACGAUUUGCAGAUCUCCGAUCAGAUUCCAAAUCAUGUUCAGAACUCCGACGAUGAAGAGUGCGACGAAUCUAGUUAUUUUCAUCGCCUCCCUAAUGGUUAUACGAAUUGCGUAGAAAACGAGAUAUCAUCACUGGAUCUAAGUGACGAGGAUGGUGAACAUAAGAGUGAGGUUGAAGAAGAGGAGGAGAGAAUAAGAGCGGCGUCUGAUACUGCUGUACGGAGAGCGUUCAGAGAGGAUGAGAGCCGUCGCAACACUCCAUUGACGACGGAGAAUGCAACGAGAGUAAUGGAAGCCAUGCGUAGGAUUUCUUUUGGUGGAGUGGCUCCUGAUUGGACCAGUCAAGUUCCGGAGGAUCAGUGGAUCGAUCAUCUACAAAGAUUGAGACGUCCACCUGCUACUACCUCGACGAACUGAAACCGAUUUGCCAUUAAUUAGGAACAAAGGAUGCAAUGCAGAAGAUGCCAUCUCCAGUCCAGUUAAUAUCUUGAUUGGCAUUGUUACCUUACAUGGACUGGGUCUCAGCAGGCUUGUGAAGUUCUUCCCAUUGUCACCCACUA
Molecule: messenger RNA, 699 nt
Organism: Solanum verrucosum
Lineage: Eukaryota; Viridiplantae; Streptophyta; Magnoliopsida; Solanales; Solanaceae
Exons: 3
Coding region: 17-556 (179 amino acids)
Source: RefSeq, a predicted model, not a curated record